AUGCUGCUUAGGCAAAGAGAACCGAUUUUCUCAUGCUACUUUAGCAGCUCCAGCUCUAACCCGAAACAGGCUUACAAUCGGCCUCACUUGCCUGCUCUGCAACACACGUCUGUGGCGUCAUGCAUUUUAUGCAUUAAAAGUUAUUCCAACUUUGUCCAUUUCGAUCCUGACACUCCCAAAGUGGAGGGCUUGCGGUUGGCGAAGCAGGAGGACUAUUUGUUUCUCUUCUACCGAGAUUAUUGGGUGAACUCUCCAGUUCGGUUUGUUUGUUUCAGAGCAGACGGAGAAAAAGGCUGUAGCAGGGGCGAUUUCAUCUUCAUCCUGUGACGCUAGAAGUUCAUUUGGCGAAAAUUUGUGUAAAUAAGUAAUUCAGCAGCAGGAGCAGCUGGCUCCAGUACAAGAACAGCUGCUAGUGCAGAAGAUAAUUCUCGUCCAGCAGAACAACACAUCAUAAAUCUUGUGGAAGACAGGUGCUUGAAAGUCGAGGCUUUACGGGCAUUCACGGCGGGAGGAAUAAAAGCUGCGAAUUUGUAGUAAAAGACUCAACAAUAGAGACAUACACGCGAUCUCUUCGGCAAGAGCUUUGGUUUGCCGUAAGUAGACUAAAGAACAACAGAGCAC
This is a messenger RNA of Amoebophrya sp. A120, 621 nucleotides long. NCBI's taxonomy places the organism in Eukaryota, Dinophyceae, Syndiniales, Amoebophryaceae. The record is from the annotation of a GenBank genome assembly.